Molecule: messenger RNA, 453 nt
Organism: Erythranthe guttata (spotted monkey flower)
Lineage: Eukaryota; Viridiplantae; Streptophyta; Magnoliopsida; Lamiales; Phrymaceae
Source: RefSeq, a predicted model, not a curated record
AUGAACAUGUUCGAGAAUUCAAUUCAGGCCAAUGAGAGAAUAAUCGUGAAUAUGGAAGUCAAGAAGAACAAUAAGUUCAACAUCGGAUUCCAAGAGCGAAUAAAAAUUGCGAAGAUAACUGGCCUUGGGUUGAUUGUGAUAUCUGUGACGAUUAUCGUCACAUAUUUUACAACCCACGGCCAGUUUAGAAGUUCGAUAGUCGGGUGGGUUGGCACUAUUUUCUCAGUUGUGGUAUUCGCGGGACCGAUAAAAGCCGUGGUUGACGUUUUCAAAACCCGGAACAACACUUUUGUGCCAAUCCAGUUGCUAGGCUGCCUAGCCCUAAAUGGGCUCGUGUGGCUAGCAUUUGGACUGGCUAGUAAAGAUGUUGUAAUUGUCAUAUGCAAUGUGGUGGGCUUUUUGGUGUGCCUUUUCCAGAUGAUAGUCUGGUGGGCUUUCAGACAGCCCAUUUAG